This is a messenger RNA of Eruca vesicaria subsp. sativa (arugula), 1394 nucleotides long. The record is from the annotation of a GenBank genome assembly. NCBI's taxonomy places the organism in Eukaryota, Viridiplantae, Streptophyta, Magnoliopsida, Brassicales, Brassicaceae.
GUCAAAAUGAAGAAAAGAGUUCCACCGACACCGCGUAACAUAAACCCAAAUGCUACCUCCAUUAAUCACCCACAUGUUUCGGAUCACUGAGACAUAAACAAUCAUCUUGCAAAGAAUAAUCCUUAGAGCUCUGCAUUAGUUAGUGAUUCAGAAUAUGAUUUAAUGUUUUGCAAUGUGCAUGCAUGUAAGAUGAUGGUUAUGCAAUAUAUUCUUUAAUUUAUUGGUUAGAAGUAAACCUGGCUUUCUUUUACUCGUUAGUUUACCAGGAAACGUUUCAGCCUGACAGAUUAUUUCCCGAGAAAAAGUUUAGGCUGACAGGUAUUUCUAAGAAAAGGGUUUAUGUUUUUUCUUUUGUCAUUUUCUCGUAUGCUUUUCUUUUUCCUCUGUGAAGAAGACAGCAAAUAAGGUUAGGAUUUGAUUCGUUGGCUAAGGUGAAAGACAAAGUAAAGAAUUUAAAACAUUGCUUGCAGCUGAAGAAAGUUUUAUUCCUAUAAACUGUAUAAAAAUAUAUGUAUAUAUAUAUAUAUAUAUAUACACAGACAUACAAUGAUCUUGUGAUUAUCCCAAGACAGAAACAAAAGACAAGGAUACUGUCAGGUUUUCUUAGAAAUCUUUUUAAUUUCUUGUCGGAAAACUCAGAGAAUCAUAAUGGCUUCAGGGGGAUCAAAGUCGGCAGCUUUCAUGCUUCUGUUGCUGAAUCUUGGUCUCUAUUUUGUCGUCACUGUUAUUGCUUCAUGGGCUGUUAAUCACGGCAUCGAGAGAGCUCGCGAGUCUGCGUCGGUGUUGUCUCUUCCGGCGAAGAUCUUUCCAAUUUAUUUCCCGGUAGGGAACAUGGCGACUGGUUUCUUCGUAAUAUUCUCGUUGAUCGCCGGCGUCGUCGGAAUGGCGACAUCACUCAGCGGAAUCAUGAACGUUCUUGAGUGGGACUCUCCAAAUCUCCAUUCCGCCGCCGCUUCCUCUCUCAUCUCUUGGUCUCUCACUCUCCUCGCCAUGGGAUUGGCUUGUAAGGAGAUCAACAUAGGCUGGACUGAGGCCAAUUUAAGAACUCUUGAAGUUAUGACAAUAAUUGUGAGCGGUACUCAGUUGUUAUGUACCGGUGCCAUUCACGUCGGAGUUGGAGAAACAGUCGCCGGAGAAAGGCCUCAUGCGGGAAGGGUUUGAGUUUCUAAAGAGAACAAUAUAUUGGUUUGGUUUUCUUCUCUGAAGCGUGUGGUUUACUCAAAACAAAGAGUUUGUGAUGUUGUGUUGUCUGUUGAUUGUUUUCUUCGUCUGAUUUUUUUUUUCUAUUCUAUACUUUGAUUGUAUCCGAUCUGAAACUAAAAAAAAAGGUUUUUUUAAUGCAAAUACAAUCUUUGUGUUAAUGUUGCUAUACCAAACAAAAAUAUUAUUGAAUC